UAGAUAUCCCAGAGUUCCCGGCGACGUCGGCCCUUCCGCCGCGGCAGCCAUUGCGAAGCUGCAACCAUGGCUCUGCGCUACCCCAUGGCCGUGGGCCUCAAUAAGGGCCAUAAGGUGACCAAGAACGUGAGCAAGCCGAGGCACAGUCGCCGCCGCGGGCGCCUCACCAAGCACACCAAGUUCGUGCGGGACAUGAUCCGCGAGGUGUGCGGCUUUGCCCCCUACGAGCGGCGCGCCAUGGAGCUGCUCAAGGUCUCCAAGGAUAAGCGGGCCCUCAAGUUCAUCAAGAAAAGGGUGGGGACACACAUCCGUGCCAAGAGGAAGAGAGAGGAGCUGAGUAACGUCCUGGCUGCCAUGAGGAAAGCGGCUGCCAAGAAAGACUAAACACCCCCCUCCCUGUGUGUAAUAAAAGGCUUUGCAGAUA
Messenger RNA from Choloepus didactylus (southern two-toed sloth), 424 nucleotides. It is a transcript of the gene RPL36, whose product is annotated as ribosomal protein L36. The record is from RefSeq and is a predicted model, not a curated record. The coding region runs from base 67 to 384 and encodes 105 amino acids. Gene Ontology annotation, cellular component: ribosome; cytosolic large ribosomal subunit. Gene Ontology annotation, biological process: cytoplasmic translation. Gene Ontology annotation, molecular function: structural constituent of ribosome. The transcript has 4 exons. Lineage: Eukaryota; Metazoa; Chordata; Mammalia; Pilosa; Megalonychidae.